AUGAAUGGGACUCAAGAUGCACCGGCGGGCGCUCCUCUGGCCGCGCACUUUGAGGCCAAGCGGCGUAUCAUGGAUACUGUAAAGCAGAUGGAGGCGCGUGGAGAGAAGUUGGAGGAGGCUACACCCGAAGAGAUCCUCGAAGCGGCUAGCAAGGCGGCGGAAACCGUGUUCAAAUUUGACUUCAGCAUCUCUGCCGAAGACGCCGAGACGAGCGACAAAAAGCGCAAUCGGAAUCACAAGCGCAAUAAGAAGCGGCGAUCCAAGAGGGCGCAGAGCGAAGCAGCAGUAGAUAAUGCUGACGCCGUAGCCAAAUCGGUCGUUCCAGUGACACCAUCACCACAAGACGGUAAUGCGAAGGACUCCAAUCGAUCGGCAUCCAAGCAGAAGGUGGCCAAAGGCACGACAGCUAAACCUACGGGCUCUUCGUUUCUGAAACUUCGCAAAGCAACAGGCACCGAGUCUGAAGUCGCCAAGAUGCACCUUCGAUACGGCCAGGGGCGGCGGAACUUGGCUGCGAUCAAGCACCGUGAGAUGCGCAAGAAGGAAGGCCAGGAACCCGUGAACACAGACUUUAAGUUUAACUUUGCCGCCACGUCAUAG
Messenger RNA from Phytophthora infestans T30-4, 600 nucleotides. RefSeq lists its product as uncharacterized. The transcript has a single exon. The coding region runs from base 1 to 600 and encodes 199 amino acids. NCBI's taxonomy places the organism in Eukaryota, Oomycota, Peronosporomycetes, Peronosporales, Peronosporaceae. The record is from RefSeq and is a predicted model, not a curated record.